GGCAAAUCUUUUUCAAAUGAAUUUGUUAAUGAAAUUACUGUUUCUUGUUUCUUCUCCUAAUCAAUUUUAGAUAAAUGAAGAGCUGUAAUGCAUUUAUCAUCCAACUACACAUAUAUAGUUCUUGAAAAAGGAAAAAAAAAACACAAAAUUUUAAGGAAAAAUCAGGUGCUUGAGUGCAUACUUUGUCUGUUUUACCAGGUUUCUGACAGUUUUUACGCAUUGAUCAGCGUGUAAUUCAAGAUACCUGAUUUUGGUUUUUUUUUUCUUGGCUGAUGAUGCCUUUAUAAGAAGUGCAGCAGGAUAAUCCAUCGAUAUCCUUUUUUCGAUAUCUCAUUCAAAAGUUAAAAAGGAGUGUAAAAUCAAUGAUAGAAUCAGCGGUCAGAAACUGUGUUCCUAUGGAAUGUAUCUAGUCCUAAUGCGUGUUCUUGAUAUCAAGUGUAGAUGCAAUCGAUCUCAAGCUUUCAUUGUUUGUGGCAGGAACAUACAAUCUUAUCUUUCACGUGCAUUUUUGUUCUUUGCUCCCAUCAGUAAGAAGUUUCUUAUCCUGGUAGAUAAUCAAUCAUGGAGGAUGAACAACCAUUAUUCAAGAUCUGCCCACAUAAAGGAGUUAAUGAGCACCACGUAUAGAAUUUCACCUUUUAAAAAUAGCAGAACUUUACCGAGGAGUCCAAGUUUAAGAAGCAGAUCACCUAGUUCUGAAAAGAGCUCGAAUAAGUGGCUUCCCACUGUUACAAUGGCUACUUGGAGAGAAAACUCUCCAUUUUCUGCAUUGAAUUUGUACAAAACCUUGCAUGGUUUUAUUGUGUUUGAUGUUGCAUGGGAAGAUGUUCGUGGCAUCAACUAUACGAACUUACUUCAGAAAGAUGCAUCUCUUGCUUUGGAAGUGAAAUCUAUGAGAAAAUGGGAAUUUAAUGGCAUUGCCCAGGCAUUGAGCAGCAUUUCUUCGUGGUUUUCAGCCACACCAUCAGAAACACUAACACUACAAAGAAAUCUGAUAGUUCUGCAAGAAAAAGUUCAUUCUCGGACUACACAGGGAAUUACUAUUUCUUCUAGAGAAUUAUUGUUUGAUGAUACAUCUAAAGCUGAGCUAUUUUCAGAAGACGCCUUCUUUGAUGUUAGACAAUGCUUCCUCGACACAGAUGACAAAUUUAUUAUGAAUCAAGAAGUAGAGUCGUUACGUGGGACGAGUGAUAAGCCUACAGAAUACCAGCAUACUUUUCUGCUAUUCAGUUUCAAUGACAGGAAUCUGCCACCUAAAUUAAGGCAGAUAAUCACCUCAGAUUUAAAGCUUCUUGCUUUCCUUGAAGCAGGACUUCCUUCUUGGGUUAUUUUUCUCCAAUCUUAUCCAUUAUUUUGUAAAGUUUAUCGUCACUGGAUGCCACCUCUGCUGAGUACCAUCUUUAUAUUCGUCUCACUUAUUACUAUAAUUAUUGGGUUUUAUGAUCUAUAUAAGAAUGUGCCACUCUUGAAGUCAACCGCAUCACACCUUUGUGGACCACUUUUUAAGUGGAUUGAAGCUUGGGAUAUGAUCUCAAGAAUAAGAUAUCUUGGAACAUUCUUAUUCCUUCAGAAUCUUGUGAAGGCUGUCAAGUGGUUUCUUAUGAUGGCACGAGCAAUGAAAUUACCAGUGUUGCUGUUGACAAGGCCCUUGAUGCAGCCACUGGAAGAGAUAAUGACGCUGGUAAUACCAGCAUGGACCAUUUUUGCUGGAACGGUAGAGCAGUUCUACAUCACUGCUUGGAUUUUGGUAGAACCCUUUUGCAGCUUGGUUUCAGACUUUGUUGAGAUUUUACUUUCACCAUUGGGGCUUCUCUAUAAGUAUGUGUGGAGUGCAGUCCAAUUGAUUUGUGCAUGCUUCGAAUGUGUUUGGGAGCUGCUCCUCACUUCUACUAAAGGCGGUCUUAUGUUGGCAAAUUAUGUUGCUUCUACAUUCCAUGGCAUCUAUGCAAUGCUUGAAAAAGUCCCCCUCACAAGUAGCAUAAAUCAAAUAACAUAUGUUUCUCAAGUAAAGUCUGCUUCAUCAGGGGUCUCAUAUUGGCAUUCUCUUCAGAAUGAUCUCUACAAAGAGGUCUUCCAAUCACUUCGAAACAUUAUACGCGGUCUUGUUGCAUUCUUAACAUCCUGUAACCAGCAUAGAUUAAGCAUCUAUAACCAUCUUAUAACAAUUUUUCGCCACUCUCCCCACUUAGAUCCUAAGACUUGUUCUUCUCAUCAAGCAUCGAUUCAUGUGGACAGCAAUCAUAAGGUUCUUAUGAAAAAAUGUGAUUGUUGCCACCAUAGAAAAAGUAUUUAAAAAUGGCAAACAACAUUCUUCCUACUUUCUCACUGUCCAAGGAAAAGAAGAACGUACGACUUCAUGAGCUGAGUGCUACCAAGUAAUUAAUCCUUUGUAAAUAUUCCUAUUGAUGAUCAUAAAUGUGAUCAAUCACAAAGUUGUAUAACUAUUGUAAGCUUCAUUUAUGCAACAUAUAGAAGGCGGAUUUUUUGUUCUUCUGUUUGAUUUCUUGCUUUUACAGCCAACUAAAGAAAAAACAAAGGCAGAAUAGAAGGAAGAUGGUCAUUGGUCUUCAUGAGAUUUCAAGCAAUGUUAUGGAAUCCGUCUCCGGCUAUAUUUAUGAAAUCAAAAUUUUUUGGCUAUCGAAAUUUUUGUACUUUAUUAUAUAAUUUUGAUAAUGAUUGA
Messenger RNA from Durio zibethinus, 2680 nucleotides. RefSeq lists its product as uncharacterized. The record is from RefSeq and is a predicted model, not a curated record. NCBI's taxonomy places the organism in Eukaryota, Viridiplantae, Streptophyta, Magnoliopsida, Malvales, Malvaceae.